This is a messenger RNA of Malurus melanocephalus (red-backed fairy wren), 4206 nucleotides long. RefSeq names its product phosphatidylinositol-4-phosphate 5-kinase type 1 gamma (gene PIP5K1C). The transcript has 19 exons. The record is from RefSeq and is a predicted model, not a curated record. Bases 319 to 2343 code for a protein of 674 amino acids. Lineage: Eukaryota; Metazoa; Chordata; Aves; Passeriformes; Maluridae. Gene Ontology annotation, molecular function: phosphatidylinositol kinase activity. Gene Ontology annotation, biological process: phosphatidylinositol metabolic process.
UGUAGGGAGCGCGGCUGCUGCACCGUGAGGGAGAGGCGGGAGUUGCUGCGGCCUCCCUAUCACCCCCCAUCGAAUUCCACAGUCCGCCGGUUAUCGCGACAGCCCGCCACCGCAUCGCGAUYAACCCCGGCGGAAGAGCCCCGCUGUGCUUCCGGCACUGGUCGGGGCGUGUCUGGCCGCGGCACCACCCGCGCUCUAUGGUCCGCGGUGCUCCCAGGGUCCCCCGCGCCGCGGCCGGUACUCCAGAGGAGCGCGGCGGCGGGCGCUGGCCUGUCCGGGGCCUGUCUUGCCCCGGGGCUGCGCCUGCCCGCGGCCGCCAUGGAGCUGGAGGUGCCUGAGGAGGCGGAGGGCUCGGCCGCGGCGGGUGCCGGUGCCAUCAGUCCGGAGGCCGGCGUGGGGGGACCGGACGAGUCAGGAGGUUUGGGCCCAAAGAAGACAGCCAUCACUGAGGGCCCAUCACUGCCAGGACAGCCAGGCCAAGGAAAGAGGAUCGGCCAUCGAAGUGUGGAUGCUUCUGGGGAAACCACCUACAAAAAGACGACCUCAUCCACUCUGAAGGGGGCCAUCCAGCUGGGGAUUGGAUAUACUGUGGGCAACCUGAGCUCCAAGCCAGAGAGAGAUGUCCUGAUGCAGGACUUCUAUGUGGUGGAGAGCAUCUUUUUCCCAAGCGAAGGCAGUAACCUCACCCCAGCUCACCACUACGCCGACUUCAGGUUCAAGACCUACGCCCCCGUGGCUUUCCGCUACUUCCGAGAGCUCUUUGGGAUUCGUCCAGAUGAUUAUUUGUAUUCAUUAUGUAAUGAGCCUCUGAUCGAGCUGUCCAACCCCGGGGCCAGCGGCUCCCUUUUCUAUGUCACCAGCGAUGAUGAAUUCAUCAUAAAAACUGUGAUGCACAAGGAAGCUGAAUUCCUACAGAAGCUCCUCCCUGGAUACUACAUGAAUCUGAACCAGAACCCCCGGACACUGCUGCCCAAGUUCUAUGGACUGUACUGUGUGCAGUCUGGGGGAAAAAACAUCCGCGUGGUCGUGAUGAACAACAUCCUGCCUCGAGUGGUGAAAAUGCACCUGAAAUUCGACCUCAAAGGCUCAACCUACAAACGCCGGGCAUCCAAGAAGGAAAAAGAAAAGUCCAGCCCUACAUACAAGGAUCUGGACUUCAUCCAAGACAUGCCCGAGGGCCUGAUGUUGGAUGCAGACACCUUCAGUGCUUUGGUGAAGACGUUGCAGCGAGACUGCCUGGUAUUGGAAAGUUUUAAAAUCAUGGACUACAGCCUCCUGCUCGGGGUUCAUAACAUAGACCAGCACGAGCGGGAGCAACUGUCGGAGGGAGCCCACAGCACAUCGGAUGAGAAACGUCCCGUGGGGCAGAAAGCCCUGUACUCCACAGCCAUGGAAUCCAUCCARGGAGGGGCUGCCCGGGGAGAGGCCAUAGACACAGAUGACACGAUGGGAGGGAUCCCAGCAGUGAAUGGCAAAGGCGAGCGUCUCCUGCUGCACGUAGGGAUCAUAGAUAUCCUGCAGUCAUACCGGUUCAUCAAGAAGUUAGAGCACACCUGGAAGGCCCUGGUCCACGAUGGGGACACCGUGUCAGUGCACAGACCCAGCUUUUAUGCAGAGAGAUUCUUCAAAUUCAUGACAAACACAGUGUUUCGAAAGAAUUCCUCUCUGAAGUCAUCCCCCUCAAAGAAAGGGCGCAGUGCCUUGCUGGCUGUGAAGACGGCGGGUCCCACAGCUGCAUUCUCAGCCAGCCAGCUGGCCUCYGACAAGGACGACACCCAGUACGACCUGCGGGCAGCCAGGAGUUACCCCACGCUUGAUGAUGAAGGUGCUAAACCUAACCAGGACAGGGAAGAAGCAGGCAGGCCAGACCUGCUCCCUUGCACUCCUCCUUCCUUUGAAGAAGCUACCACGGCCUCCAUAGCCACGACACUAUCGUCAACAUCCCUCUCUGUUCCCGAGCGAUCCCCCUCGGAGACCUCUGAGCAGCCCAGGUACAGGAGGCGUACACAGUCCUCAGGGCAGGAUGGCAGGUCACAUGAGGAGGCGCGGGUCGAGGAGGAGGUUCAGCAGAUCAGUGUCGAGCUGGAGCCCAAGUGUGACGUUGAGAUCGUAGCUCCUGAAAAAGAAGUCAAAGAAGAGGCAGCUUCUUCAGCCUGUGCCAUAGCCACCAUAGCAUUGAAGACGGACAGCCAGACCUGGGAACUAGACAGCCAGGCCUCGGAUGAAGACGAUGUGCCAGUCACAGACAUAUACUUUCCGACAGACGAGAGGAGUUGGGUUUACUCCCCGCUCCACUAUAGCGCUCAGCUCCACUCUGUCUCCGAUGAGGAGAGCGAUACAUAAUCUCUAUGCAGACACAGAAGUCCCAGAGAGCAGUGAUUCCCUCUGCAGGUCGAUGUGUUCCCUUUUCGUUGAUGCAGCCGUUCCAGUGGGAUGGGGAAGAGCUUGCUGACACCAGUAUUGCUGCACUGCAGGAUCCCAGGCACUGCAUUUCAGAAUGGAGCAAAACUAUAACCAUGUAUUUCUACUUACCCCAGAUGUGGGCAGCAAAGAAACCACUCGCUCACCCGCAGCUCCCAGCAGAAAAUUCCAGCUGGGUGUAGAGAAUCCUGGGUAGUAACACAGUGUUUUCCAGACGUGCACUACCGUAGCUACCUAUCCAUGUGUGAUACUGUGAACCUUUUUAAUUUUUUAUUCAUGUAUUUAUUUCUUUUAUCUUUGCACAGAGACAGCACAAAUGUGCUUUUUUAAACGUUUAGUUUACUGCACUUUUUUUUUGUCUUUUUUUUUUUUUUGGGUCAUGUAUUUGUGCAUCAUAAAGGAGCAUGAGACCUCACCGAAGAAUGGGUAGGAGCACGUUGCUGGGGAGGGCAGGGACCGGAGUGGCUUCAUGUGAGGCAGCAGCAUGGUCUGACCAACUGAGGGAGUCAGGAGGUUUAAGGCUGUCCAGACUCUGCCACGGUUUUUCCAAGUGGCCCAAGGCGAGUCACUAAACCACUCUGUGCCUCGGUUUCCCCUGUACGAAUGGGUGCACAGUACCCGUUUCCGUUACAGCACUUAAACCCUGGGAUGAAAGGUGCUAUGAAAAUGAAAUGUACUAAAGGCCAUGGAAUAGAAUUGCUCCCAUGUUACCAUAGUCCAAAGUAGCCAUGCCAAUUCACUUGGAUCCAAACUCUCUAGAGACUUCUCCUGUCUGUAACACUGUGCGGGGCAGCACACAGAUCCUGGCGACAGUGAUGUGGACUCUCAGCUCUCCCAGACGUCGUGGGCUYCGUGAUGGUCUCCGCCUCCAUCCUGUGCUGCACUGCUGCGCCACCCCUUCCUCUGUGCUUGGAGUCCACACUUCAUCCGACCAGCCACCACCUGCUCCGGACCCGUGGGCACAGACAGAUGGCAACUGGGCACCUCCUGAGCCCAGCCGUGCUGGAGGGCGAGUUCCUCACUCUGCCCAGCCCAUGUGGRGCUUGUCCGGACUCUGCAUCCUCCUGGAGCCACUCAGUCUCUCCACUUGCUCGUGGGUGUACCCUGGGGUCACACGUCACCUCUGCCCCUCAGCUGGGCAGGGAGACACAGGCACAUCCACACGCUGGAGGCAGGAACAGGAGCCUGGCUCUGCCACGGAUUCAUGCCAGCACUGCUGUGCCCAUGGACUCUUGGACAGAAAGCUUGGGUGACUGGGGUGUUGCCUAGGGUCACGUCCGCUGGUGGAAAUCCCUGCUGCGGGUGUCUGAGAGGGUUUGCUUUGCCAGGACUGUAAGCUAUAGGUGAGAGAAUUYGGUGUCACGGGAUAGUGUUCAGGCUCAUCCAUCAGCAGGACACACAUCACAGCGUUGUCUGGAAUCCAGCAAUCCCAUUCUCAUCUCCCAGAGAGACAACAGGAAAUCCUUAGACCAGAGGGAGACAGGCCUUGUUCAUGUGCUUUAUGAACCUCGCUUGAGAAAGAGGGUUGAAAUCCCUUUAGUUCCCUUUACAAUCUUCAUUUCCUUGGGAUUCCUUGUGGAGGGGUGGGGAAGCGGGACCCUGCUCUCAGGCCUCAGUCCUCACAAUCUGUCUUCAUAGCAGCACUCAGGAGCGGUUAUGUUGGGUGCCAGAAGGUGGCUGGGCUGAUGGGAAGCUCUUCUCUGUACUGUGCUGAACUUAGUGAGAAUCUUCAGGAAUUGAUGUUUUUUCUUGCCUGGAAUACAGGACCUGGACUUCCCUUCCCUG